AGAAGUCCUGCAAGUCAAACUCCGUCACGUGAUAUCAAGGACGAAACAUGGCUGCGCCAUCGAGGAAGGUUUUUGAGCUCUUCGUGUCUAAAGUACCAUGGACUGUAGCAAAAAAUGAGUUGCGGCAGUACUUUGGACAGUUUGGCACAGUGAAGAAGUGUCUUCUACCAUUCGAUAAAGAAACCGGCUUCCACAGAGGCUUCUGCUGGGUUGGUUUCUCCUCAGAGCAAGAACUGACCAAUGCACUGCAGAAAGACCCACAUUUACUGGAGGGAGCUAUGCUCCAGGUUCAGAAGAACAGACGUCCAUUUGUAGACAGAGGUGAAAGACAGUGAACAUGACUAAAGCUCUCUAUUACUUUGUCUAUGACUCACCCAAGGAUGUGUUAUCAUUAUUGUUUGAUAUUCCCUAAUAUUCAUACUUCAUUCAAUAUUAUGUUCAGGCAAUAAAACAAGAGUUAGACAUGAGACACACCCACCAGGGUGGUUGUUGCAUUUUAUUGUACUCUUCCUUUCUUACAGCCGGUGAGACUAAAGCCUUUUCUGUAUUUGUUUUAUUUGGUUUUCCACUUGUAAUAACUAUAUUUAUUAUUAUGUGUUUUCGUAAACCAUCCUGUCACACCAUCAACAUGAGCAACAGUACAAGGGUAAAGCUAACUUGUCAGGUUAUAUAUCAUUGACAAAUGUCCAGUGUAUUGCAAUAAAAUUGUCUUUAUUUCCCCUGA
Solea senegalensis (Senegalese sole) is the source of this 724-nucleotide messenger RNA. It is a transcript of the gene slirp, whose product is annotated as SRA stem-loop interacting RNA binding protein. Lineage: Eukaryota; Metazoa; Chordata; Actinopteri; Pleuronectiformes; Soleidae. The transcript has 4 exons. The coding region runs from base 48 to 335 and encodes 95 amino acids. Gene Ontology annotation, molecular function: RNA binding. The record is from RefSeq and is a predicted model, not a curated record.